Messenger RNA from Thlaspi arvense, 993 nucleotides. The record is from the annotation of a GenBank genome assembly. NCBI's taxonomy places the organism in Eukaryota, Viridiplantae, Streptophyta, Magnoliopsida, Brassicales, Brassicaceae.
AUGGAUCUGUGGACCCUUCAGGUGAAGGACACGGCGAUCCGAACCCCUAUCUUCUCAUCGAUCCCUGAGAAAUCGCUUUCUAGGAAACUCGGUGCCGUGGAGAUUAAGCUUCUGAAGCGUAAAAUAUCUACUUCUGGGUAUCGUUCCUUGGUUGUUAGAGCUACAUCGAAGAAGAGUAACGAUGAUUCUUCUGCUUCUGGAGGAGAUGCUUCUCAGGAAAACAAGCCUUCUAAUGGCAACAAAUCAGGUGAUUCCACUACUCCAAAGCCGUUUGGUCUAAAUAAGGAUUGGAGAGAGUUCAGAGCAAACUUGUUUAUGAAGGAGCAGGAAGAAAAGGCUGAAUCCGAAGGUCACAAACCAGCCACGACAUCUCAUGAAUCUGAACCAAGAGGCCUGAAAUGGGCACACCCGAUUCCUUUUCCUGAAACUGGCUGCGUUCUAGUAGCCACAGAGAAGCUUGAUGGUUACAGAACGUUUGCAAGAACCGUCGUGCUUCUUCUUAGAGCAGGAACAAAACAUCCACAAGAAGGGCCAUUCGGAGUUGUCAUCAACCGUCCCCUUCACAAGAACAUCAAGCACAUGAAAUCAACUAAAACCGAGCUCGCUACCACGUUCUCAGAAUGCUCCUUGUACUUUGGUGGCCCUCUUGAAGCAAGCAUGUUCUUGCUCAAAACCGGCGAUAAAACCAAGAUACCGGGGUUCGAAGAAGUCAUGCCGGGACUUAACUUCGGUGCUCGAAACACGUUGGAUGAAGCUGCGGUGCUUGUAAAGAGAGGGUUUCUUAAACCACAGGACUUCAGAUUCUUUGUUGGUUACGCUGGUUGGCAACUAGAUCAGCUCAGAGAAGAGAUCGAAUCAGAUUACUGGCAUGUCGCCGCUUGCAGCUCCGAUCUAAUAUGUAGAGCUUCAUCGGAAAACUUAUGGGAGGAGAUUUUGCAGUUAAUGGGCGGCCAGUACUCAGAGCUUAGCCAGAAACCUAAGCUGGAUAUGUAG